Limulus polyphemus (Atlantic horseshoe crab) is the source of this 2599-nucleotide messenger RNA. Its product is annotated as collagen type IV alpha-3-binding protein-like. Gene Ontology annotation, molecular function: phosphatidylinositol-4-phosphate binding. The record is from RefSeq and is a predicted model, not a curated record. Bases 283 to 2115 code for a protein of 610 amino acids. Gene Ontology annotation, cellular component: Golgi apparatus. The transcript has 15 exons. NCBI's taxonomy places the organism in Eukaryota, Metazoa, Arthropoda, Merostomata, Xiphosura, Limulidae. Gene Ontology annotation, biological process: ER to Golgi ceramide transport.
GAGAGAGAAAUAUUGUAUCAUGAUAAUUGCAAAUGGUAGAGGGAGUCAAAGUCAUAAGACUACGUUUAUUUUUUUGUUGUUUGAUCAGAGUUGAAGAAUUAUCUUUCAAAAGGUUUUAAAAGAAUCAUCCUAAUAAGAAACUUCUGAAGCCUUUCCAAUAUCCUUUCUUAGAGAAGACUAAACCUGUGCACAGUAUUCCAGGUUUUUUUAUUGCAUCAAGCAUUAACAGAUGAAUUCUUGAUGUGAAUAAUUAAUUAAAACCAGCAAACCCUCUGUUUAAAAAUGUCUGAUGACCAUAGUGGAAACUUAAGUGAUGAUGAUGAAGAUUUUGAAAGUGAAGCUCAACUUUCAGAGCUUCAAGGAACUCUCAACAAAUGGACAAACUACAUACAUGGAUGGCAAUCAAGGUAUAUCGUCUUAAAGGAUGGCACACUCUCAUAUUAUAAGUCUGAAAAUGAUACUGGAUACGGGUGUCGGGGUGCCAUUAGUAUACACAAAGCCACUAUCAAACCACAUGAAUUCGAUGAAUGUAGGUUUGAUGUAAGUGUCCAUGACUGUGUGUGGUAUCUACGUACUGACUGUCCAGAAGAAAGAAAUCAUUGGGUAGAAAUCCUGGAGGCUUGUAAGGCAGAUUCAGCAUAUGGAAGUGAGAACAGCCUACGUCGCCAUGGUUCUGCCAUCUCUCUUGGUUCAGCUAAUCUUUCCACAGCCAGUGUAUCUUCUUUUAAGAAAGCAAGAGGUCUCAGGGUUAAACUUGCUGAAAUGGAGACAUUCAGAGACAUUUUGUGCCGACAAGUUGAUACUCUUCAAAGCUACUUUGAUGCCUGUGCUGACACUGUUACAGCAACAAAUGAUAAAGAAAAUGAUACUCACUUGGCUGAACUUGAAGACAUAGAAGACAAUGGAACAUCUCAAGAUCCACCUGUCAAUUCUGAAGACAGACUUUAUGAUUUACCAUCUAGUUCCUGUAGGUUUAAAGAUCAUACACACAUCCCUCACAUAACCAAAGAAUUAUUAUCUCAACAUGGGGCUCAUGCUGUAGAUUUUAAAGGAGAAGCUAUUACAUUCAAAGCUACAACAGCAGGAAUUCUUUCUACUCUCUCUCACUGUAUUGAUAUAAUGCAGCAACGGGAAGAAAACUGGAAGCGACGCUUGGAAAAGGAAAUAGAAAAAAGAAGGAAAUUAGAUGAGCUAUACAAACAAGCAGUCUCAGAUGCCAAGUCUCAACAACCAAUUGUGUUGGGUGGUCCAGAUUACGAGGAAGGUCCCCACAGUGUAAUUAAUGAAGAAGAAUUUUUUGAUGCAGUUGAUGCUGCUUUAGACAAACAUGAGCAGCAAGAAGAAGAGAGGAGACUUUCCAAGAAAAUAACAGCUGAUCUAGCCCAACCACCACCAUCUAUUCUUACAUGUCAACACAGAUUAUGGCCUGAGAUUGAGGCUAUUACUACAGAACAGCUGAGUUAUGCAAAGAUGGGUGUUGGGGAAGGUGGUUGGCAGUUGUUUGCAGAAGAUGGAGAAAUGAGAAUGUAUAAAAGAGAAUUAGAAGAAUGUGGUGUGGUAGUGGAUCCUCUGAAGGCAGUUCACACAGUGCAGGGUGUGACAGGACAUGAAGUGUGUCAUUAUUUCUUUAAUCCCGAUGUUCGGUUUGAGUGGGAGACAACACUUGAGUCAAUGAAAAUAAUUGAAGAGAUUGAUGCUAAUACAUUGAUAUUUCAUCAAGUUCACAAAAGAGUAUGGCCUGCCACUCAACGAGAUGCCUUGUUCUGGUCGCAUAUAAGACAAGUACCUAACAAUGAUGAUCAAGAUGCACAAGAUAUCUGGAUCGUUUGUAAUCAUUCCACAGAACAUGACGAUGUCCCGGUUGGAAAAUGUGUUCGAGUAUUUCUUACCAUUAGUUUAGUUUGUCAGACUUUUAUUGACCCACCUGCUGAAAAUGAGGAGAUAAAAAGGGAAAACUUAACCUGCAAGAUUAUUUACUGCUCAACCAUUAACCCUGGUGGUUGGGCUCCAGCCUCAGUCCUUCGUGCCGUCUAUAAGCGGGAGUACCCAAAAUUUCUGAAAAGGUUUACCCAAUAUGUUAAAGAUAUGACAGAAACCAAGCCUAUCAUGUUUUAAAUGAAAAUAUUUCCAUGUAAAAUUGGAGGAGGUGCUUUUUCUUAUAUAGCAGGUGGAUUGAUUUCAUUGUUUUAACAAAAGCUUUACUACUAUAUUUUGAACUGAAACUGGUGUAAUUAAUGUGCUCUAAAAUAAUUCAAAUAGUAAAGUUUUUGAAAAACUGUUUUUUGCCUUACCUCAUGAUUUGUAAAAAAAAAUAUAAUAAAAAUAAGAAUUAUAGUUAAUAUUUUGAUGUUAAAUGUGCCCAGAUAUUUAACUGAAAAAGAGACUGGCUUAGCCGGGAAUGGAAGAAAUUAUUAUGGCUAUUUUAUAAGCCAUUGUUACUCAUGAGACCAAAAAAAGGAAAAUGAUAAAAAAAAUCUCAUAUUUCCAUUCAUUGAUUCACAGAUUGAUGAUGUAAAUAGUUGCUUGUUCCAAAUAUUUCAGUAAUCUGCACAGUGGAGUUUGUACAGCAGCAUGAUGAAAUAAAACGUCUUGUUACUGA